Molecule: messenger RNA, 1656 nt
Organism: Cololabis saira (Pacific saury)
Lineage: Eukaryota; Metazoa; Chordata; Actinopteri; Beloniformes; Belonidae
Product: calpain-2 catalytic subunit-like
Exons: 4
Coding region: 192-494 (100 amino acids)
Biological process (GO): proteolysis
Cellular component (GO): cytoplasm
Molecular function (GO): calcium-dependent cysteine-type endopeptidase activity
Source: RefSeq, a predicted model, not a curated record
GUAAGUGUUUUGUCUUUACAGGUAGUGAAAUAAUAAUAAUACAGAAUAAUAGUAAAUAACAAACAAACAGGUAAAGUAGUCUUAUCUAGGUGAGCUGGCUUUAUAUGCACAGAUUAAAAACGAGUUAUCAACAGGUAAGUAAAUAAUAAUAAUACAGAAUAUUAUCUCUGCUGCGCCAGAGAGCUGUGGCCAUGAGCAGCACCUUCAUCAAUGCACGUGAAGUGUGUGACCGCUUCAGGCUCCCUCCCGGACAAUAUGCCAUCAUCCCCUCUACCUUCUUGCCUCACAAGAAUGGCAGUUUCCUCCUCAGAGUCUUCUCAGAGAAAAAGGCUGACGCCGGUAAACUGGAGGAGAACAUUGAUGCUGAAAUAGAGGAGGAAGAGAUAUCUGAAAGUGAUGUGGAUCCUCAUUUCAAGGAAAUCUUCAAGCAGAUUUCUGGCAGCGUUCUGACAUCAAGACGAAUGGAUUCAGCCUCGAAACAGGUCGCCAAAUAGUCAGCCUGCUUGAUGUAUCCUUUUUUAAUUCCCUUUUUCCACAAGUUUGCACCAUUUUCAGAGGUUUUAAUGUAUUGUGUGGGACUUGCUUUAAGUUGAAAUGAAACAACUCCCCUUUCAGCCAUGUCUUCACAGCUCGGUUCAUAGCAGCUACAUGAUGUAGCUCUUUUGAACUUGUUAGUACAGCUUUGUGCAACUACACCGACAUAAAUUUAGCCAAAAAUCACGUAAUUAUUCUUAUAACAUACGAGAAAGCACACAGUUCUGCAUAACUGUUGGACCCAAUAUUCUCUAAUAUUUUCACUGACAGUUGAAGCUGAGGGUGGAGACAAAAACGGAUAAAGUGGAUAACUCUACUCCAGCAUGGGUCUGUGAUGUCACUGUGUCCGGUAAAACCUGAACAACUCACUAAAUGACAUAUUUGUUUUAGAUGUAGCUGGCCCCAAACGAGGUGACAGGGUUGUGUUAUGUCAGAGUUUAUGAAUUAGGAGUCAUUUCAGACGCAUAAACACAUGCUCUCAACACAGAAAAUGUAAUUCCUCUUAAAGGCUGAAUUACAGUUCUGCGUCACACACACGCAGAGCACACGGCGCAGUCGUGACGCCGUCACGAACCGUUCAGAGUUCUCCGUCUCUCCAUUUGGUCGCGGUGCAGUACCCCCCGCGGCCACUAGUUAGCGAUCUUUUUCUGAAUGGUUUAUCCGACUUUUUCCGGUCACAGUAAAUCAAAGAAAUAAGGACAACUAUUGUGCAAAAAACAAAAACAAAAAAAAUCACACAUAAACGAAGAAAAAAGCCCUGGAAGUUCACUACUGCUUCAAAACGGAAACCGGAAAUGCUUUGCUUUCAAACGAACCAAUCACAGCCCUCUCGGUCUGCGUGUGGUCGGCGUCUCCUCGACGCGUAGUUACAAUUUUCGGGAGGUGCACGUCACUGACGGCGCAUGUGACGGCGUGUCCUCUGCGUGUACAAAAACCACACGCCGUAGACACGGCGUCGUUUUGACGCAGAAGCAUAAUUCAGCCUUAAAGAUGAGGAGCACAAAAAUGCUUUAAAUACACAUUCUGUGAUUUUGCUAACAUCCUCAUUUGUUCUGUUAGAUUUUCUUUUGUUCUUUUAUAAAACUUAAUAUUAUCCAGAAAGACAAGAGCGACAAGUUGAAC